AUGCUUCAAGGCAACACUGAACCACGCAUGAGAGUUCCGGAUGACUGUAUGAUCGCGCUCUUCGUAGCUCAUGUGAGUAAGACCAAUAAACUGGUUAACAUUCACAGACAGAUUACCAGGACACGCACUCAGGAUGCGUGCUCAUGCACUGAGCAGCUGGCAAGUGCCUUCAAAUACAUGUUCAACCUCUCCGUGACCCAAUCCACAGAUGAUGCAAUCUUCAUUGCACUCCACACUGCCCUUUCCCACCUGAACAAAAGGAACACCUAUGUGAGAAUGCUGUUAAUUGACUACAGCUCAGCGUUCAACACCAUAGUGCCCUCCAAGUUCAUCAUUAAGCUUAGGAUCCUGGGACUGAACACCUCCCUCUGCAACUGUUUCCUGAGGGUGACGAGGUCACGACAGCGACCCUUCCCCCCUCAAGAGGCUGAAAAGAUUUGGCAUGGCCCCUCAAAGUUCUACAGCUGCACCAUUGAGAGCACCAUGACUGGCUUCAUCACCGCUUGGUAUGGCAACUGCUUGGCAUCUGACCGCAAGGCACUACAGAGGGUUGUGCGUAUGGCCCAGUACAUCACUGUGGCCAAGCUCCCUGCCAUCCAGGACCUCGACACUAGGCGGUAUCAGAGGAAGGCCCUGACAAGUCAGCCUGGGAACAAACAGCCAGCGCUACUGCACCGAUUCUUUCCUGAGGCAACCUGGCUAAUCUCGUUAUGUCACGUGUGCUCACCCUCUACCUCUCUCUCUCCCUCCCUCCCUCCCUCCCUCCCUCCCUCCCUCCCUCCCUCCACAGUGAAACUGUUUGAGGUGAUAGAGACUGAGAAAACGCUCUACCUGGUGAUGGAAUAUGCCAGUGGAGGGGAGGUCUUUGACUACCUCGUAGCUCACGGGAGGAUGAAGGAGAAGGAAGCCAGGGCAAAAUUUAGACAGAUUGUGUCAGCUGUGCAGUACUGCCAUCAGAAAAAGAUUGUACAUCGAGACCUGAAGGCUGAGAACUUACUCCUAGACGCUGACAUGAAUAUCAAGAUUGCCGACUUUGGCUUCAGUAACGAGUUCACAAUGGGCAGUAAGCUGGACACGUUCUGCGGCUCCCCUCCCUACGCCGCCCCAGAGCUGUUCCAGGGGAAGAAGUACGACGGGCCAGAGGUGGACGUCUGGAGCCUGGGGGUCAUCCUGUACACGCUGGUGUCAGGGUCGCUGCCCUUCGACGGGCAGAACCUCAAGGAGCUGAGAGAGCGUGUUGUAAGGGGUAAAUACCGUAUCCCUUUCUACAUGUCCACCGACUGUGAAAACCUCCUCAAGCGCUUCUUGGUGCUCAACCCAUCCAAGCGUGGUUCACUUGAGCAAAUCAUGAAGGACCGGUGGAUAAACGCAGGCCUAGAGGAGAAUGGACUGAAGCCAUUCAUGGAGCCAGAACAGGACAUCACAGACCAGAAGAGAAUAGACAUCAUGGUGGAGAUGGGCUACACUCAAGAGGAGGUCACUGAGUCUUUAACCAGGAUGAAGUACGAUGAGAUCACUGCCACCUACCUGCUACUGGGCAGGAAGUCCACAGAGUUGGAGGCUAGUGACUCCAGCUCUAGCAGUAACUUGUCUCUGGCCAAGGCACGGCCCGCCAGCGAGCACAACAACAACGGCCAGUCUUCUGCCCAUCUCAAGACCCAGCGGUCCAUCUCCAGCACCCAGAAACAGAGACGCUACAGCGACCAGGCCGGUCCGUCCAUCCCCUCGGUGGGCUACCCCAAGAGGAGCCAGACCACCUCGGCCGACAACGGCGACUACAAAGAGGAAGGGGGUGCUCAGACCCAGAAGUCUGGUUUGUCGGGUGGGCGCAGUGGCAGCGUUGCCCCUGCCAGUCCCCUACUAGGUAAUGCCAACAACCCCAACAAGGCCGACAUCCCCGACCACAAGAAAGGCUCCACCACACCCACCGCUAACUCAAUGUCAGGGGGCAUGACGAGGAGGAACACGUAUGUGUGUAGUGACAGGAAUGCCUCGGACUGCCACUCCACUGUCAUCCAGAAUGGAAAAGAGAACAGCCUCUCUGCCUACUCCAAGGCCCUCACCUCCUCCUCGGCCUCAGUCCACCUGUGCCACCAGAAGGCCCUGUCGGCUUCGGGCCACACAUGCCGCCAAACGCUGCCACCUACCGACGGCGUUGACUUCAGGCCUAACACAACAUCGACUUCCAGUCAACGGAACCCUGGCAGCGCCACGCCCCCCGACCGGGUUCACUUCCCCCGUGGCACGGCCAGCCGCAGCACCUUCCACGGCGGCCAGCUGCGGGAGCGCCGCACUGCCACCUACAACGGCCCGCCUGCUUCGCCCACGCUCUCGCAUGACGCCACACCCCUCUCGCAGUCCCGCAGCCGCGGCUCCUCCAACCUCUUCACCAAGCUCACCUCCAAGCUCACACGCAGAGGCCCUGCAGAGUUUGAGAGAAACGGGAGGUUGGAGGGUUCAAGUCGCAACAUGUCAGGUGAUCAGGAGGACCAGCAGCAGCCUCAGCCCCCCCACGGCCAACACCCCAAGGACACCAAGCCGCGCUCCCUCCGCUUCACCUGGAGCAUGAAGACCACGUCGUCCAUGGAGCCCCACGACAUGAUGCGUGAGAUCCGCAAGGUGCUGGACGCCAACAACUGCGACUACGAGCAGCGCGAGCGCUUCCUGCUGCUGUGCGUGCACGGUGACGGCCACGCCGAGAGCCUGGUUCAGUGGGAGAUGGAAGUGUGCAAGCUGCCGCGACUCUCACUCAACGGUGUGCGCUUCAAGAGGAUCUCGGGCACAUCCAUCGCCUUUAAGAACAUUGCGUCCAAAAUUGCCAACGAGCUCAAGUUGUAGGGCCUGCUAAAGAUAUGAGGGUGGGGGAGUGUUGAGCGAGCAGGUAUUGGGAUUUGAAAUAGACUAAAGCAGGGAUAUUCAACUCUGACCCUGUGAGGUUCGGAGGCUGCUGGUUUUCUGUUCUACCUGAUGAUAAAUAAUUCCACCCACCUGGUGUCCCAGGUCUAAAUCAGUCCCUGAUUAGAGGGUACAAUGAAAACAUGGCUUUGAGGUCCAGAGUUGUAUUUGAUGGGACCUAAGUAGGUUGCGUAACGUGGGGAAAGAAAGAGCUUCAAAAUGGACUCUGAACGAGCUGUACAGCCGUUAUAAAAGACUGAAGUAGCAAAUUCACAACGGUUUUCCUCCAAGACAAAGUAGGUAUUGAAAACUGCUUUUGGCAAUAAUUCCCUGCGUCUUUGGAGCAUUAUUAUCGUUGAUGAUGUGAAAGGUGGUCCUGAUCUGUCGGGGACGUUGGUCUGACAUUGACAUUUGGUUGUCUUGUUUUUAUCAUCCUGUAGGUUUUUGCUACAACCCUAAUAAUUGGCUGGGUGAUAAGCUACAUCAGGUUAGUUACAACUGUGGUUGGAUUGAAAACCUACUGGAAGGUAGCUCUCCAGGAACAGGGUUGGAGAGCCCAUGUCUGGAAGAUGCCUCCCCAUUAGGAGUUUAAACUCUCAUACAAGGGAGGGAGUGGAGGAAGAACAUUAAAAAUGGACCCCUUCCCCCUCUUAUAGAGUACCCAGAAUUCCUCUUGCCAAGAGAAUAUGGCUGCCAGAUAUGAGUGGUUGGAUAGCCUAGCUAAUUGCACAAGUAGUUAUGGUAUUACUGUCAAAUACUGUUGAUUUUGGCAGUCGUUUGCACCCUCUCCCCUUACUUAGCCAGCUUCUACACACUUGCACACUUUCAUUCUAUGAUUUGAACCGGUUGUUCAUUAGUGUUUAUCCAUGUGAUAACAGCAUAAAUGCAAUGUGUGGACCCAGAAAAGCCUCUGCUGUACGGGGCCUGGGGGAUGACACACUUCAGCUGAUCCACGCUUUAAAAUGGGGGAUUGUUGCAAAGUAUCAUGGGAUUGUGUCACUCGCUACAAAAAAAGAGACUUCGGGGAAGAUUUUCCUUCCUGGCAUAUCUGAAUUAUAUAUUUUGUUCCUUUGUUAACAUAAUUGUUUCAACGGUUCUCUUCUCAGAUAUUACUGAAAUGCCCCCUUCUAUCUUGUCCUACCCACCUGGGCCAGUUCCGAUGCGGUCGGCCAUCCCUGGAACAGAUCGAAGAUCAACUAUGGCCAUAUUCAGGCCUUCAGUAUUCACUUCCACCCUCCUAAAAAUGCUGCCACUGUUUUUUUUUUGGGGGGGGGGGAUGUAAAUAAUAUACGUUAGUUUUGCAACAGCUGCAUAUUGAUAUACUUGUUUUUUUAUUGAGCCUGGAGCUGUGGAAUUAGUGUUAACUCAGUCAUCACCGAGUAGGUUUAACACGUGUCUAUUAAAAUACCUUCAGUGACGA
Oncorhynchus masou masou (cherry salmon) is the source of this 4315-nucleotide messenger RNA. Its product is annotated as MAP/microtubule affinity-regulating kinase 3-like. The transcript has 17 exons. Gene Ontology annotation, molecular function: protein serine/threonine kinase activity; tau-protein kinase activity; ATP binding. Gene Ontology annotation, biological process: microtubule cytoskeleton organization; intracellular signal transduction; protein phosphorylation. The record is from RefSeq and is a predicted model, not a curated record. NCBI's taxonomy places the organism in Eukaryota, Metazoa, Chordata, Actinopteri, Salmoniformes, Salmonidae. The coding region runs from base 1 to 2838 and encodes 945 amino acids. Gene Ontology annotation, cellular component: cytoplasm.